CAUACCGACCUGCGUCAAAAUGCAUUCCGCAGUGAAACCAACAGGCGAGUGGGUCGCAUUUUAAUUUAAAACGCAAUGUCGGAACAAGACGAAGAGAACCUGCAUAUAAUUAAAACGAUUUUGCAGAAGCUCGCUGCCCAUCACACAGCCGGGGCCUCGUUCGACCCCAAGCUAACUAAAAGAAAACACCUGUCGAAGGAAAAAUGGACGGGGGAUCUGAAACUUUCCAACUUCGCUGACAAGUUGGACGCCGAGAUAAAAAACUUUGACGACGCCCAAGCUGCGGGACCUGUGGUGAAGCAGUUGGUAUGUUUGAGAUCAGAAACUGUAGUUUUAAACGAAGAUCAGGAGGAAUACGUGCCGCUACCCUUCGACGCGUUGCUGGUGAUAUUUUCGCUAACCGACGAGCAGUUCAGGAAGAAGAACUUUCAAGGGGUGCUUCAUUACUACUUCGAAAGUCUGCGUCUCAAGAAAUCUUUCAGCGAAGAUGUUUUCCUGGGGUUAGUGAAGGCGGUGUCGUUAGCUGCCAAGCUCGAAGCCGCUUGCGGCUUGGUAACGUGCAGUCGGGUCGGGUUUGAAGAACUUCUGAGGAAUAUCUCAUCGGAUUUGAAAUUUACGCGAUUAAGCAGAGAAGAUAUCUACGAAAGCGUCCGCAACAAACUCAAGACGUCCGAAUACGAGCUCGUUUCGUACCACAUCACGCCGUUGGACGAGAAAAACGGCCACUUGGGCGACUACUUCCGGCUCAACGCGGAAGUGGAGACAUUCGGCAGCAAACGCGACCUACAACUUUUUAUCAAACUGCUGCUAAAGAACAACGAGGGUUUGAAACUCCUGGUGGAAACCGCAUCGAUCAAAGAGGAGUUCUUCUACCAAACGCUCCUGGCGGACUUCGAGCGUCACGGUCUCGAUCAGCUGAUGUCGUUCUCGCCGCGAUGCUACUUCAGCAGGGUUAACAACGUCUUGGUGUUGGACGACAUGACGGAGUUGGGAUUCGUGGGCUUCGAUCCGAGCGCCAUGUUGUCGUACGACGAGCUGAGCGUCUUGGUGCUGCAGCUGGCGAGGUUUCACUCUUGCUCGCUGAUAGUGGAAGAGAUGCUGACCGAGAAGGAGGGCAAACCAGUCCGACUGACCGAUUUGUACGGCGACUAUAUGAAAGACGUCGGCAAAUACUUUUUCUACGAAAAGACGGCGUACGCCGCCAGUACCGACGGCAUCACGUACUGCAUCGAACUGUUUCCGGAAGUCGCCACUCAAAUGCCUUUGGAGGAGUUCAAAGCAAGGGCCGUGAAACUCUACGAGGUCAACUUAACGAAGUGCAAAGAUUACCGGGAGUUUCGCAGGGCGGUUUGCCACGGAGACAUGUACGCGGCGAACACGCUCAUUAAAUAUGGCGACGCCGGUAAACCGGUCGAAGGCAGACUCAUCGACUUUCAACUUUUUAAAUACGCCCUGCCGGCGGAAGACUUGCUGGUAUUCAUUUACAUAAAUUCCACCAAAGACACCAGAGACGAAUACAUGGACAUCUUAAUCGAGGAGUACUACGCCGAGAUGUCUAGGUGCUUGAGGGUGUUUGGUUUCGACGCGGACGUCGUGUAUAACAAAACAGAUUUCCAAACGUCCGUCAGGUAUUUACAGUCGCUGGCCAUAUGCCACGCCAUGAUGUACAACCACUACGUCAAAGCUCCCGGGGAGGUCAGGCAAGACAUUUUCACGAACGAGGAGAAGCACAAGUAUUAUCUGAUCGAGCACAUGAGGGAAUUCAUAGACCUCGCGAUGGUCUCGGACGAUUACAAGAAACUUCAUGAGGGCAUGAUCAGGGACUUCUACGACAUCUGCUCGAGGGAGGACUUCGAAGAUUAGGUUUUAUAUAAAUAUUUGGUUAAUAUCUAAUACGAUGUAGUCAACAAUCUUUUAAAUAAAAUUGAAGCAGUUACGAUUCCAUUUCAAAAUAUUAAUCUCAAAUUUUCCUAUGUGAAAUUUGUUCAUUGGGAUAUUUUGAAUAUGUUUUAGGCAGUUUAGUCGGAUUCCACUGACUCAAAACGACAUCGUGGGCAGGUUUUCUUUUCCUUUUUUUUCAUCCUGAUCGACUUUUCACGAUUCCGACACUUUCCGGUUGCCGACGAGUACAUGUUGGAUUUGGCUCUUGUAACAUGGAAAAUGUUGUGAUAUUUCAAAAAUGGAUAUUUUGGAGUUUUGAUGCAGCCUGUUUCAGUUUUGAUGCUUCCUUUUUGGUUGCGAUAUUGAUUACGACGCCUUGGUAGUCCCGUCCCAGUUUCUU
Molecule: messenger RNA, 2281 nt
Organism: Cylas formicarius (sweet potato weevil)
Lineage: Eukaryota; Metazoa; Arthropoda; Insecta; Coleoptera; Brentidae
Exons: 1
Coding region: 76-1863 (595 amino acids)
Source: RefSeq, a predicted model, not a curated record